GAAAUCGACAUUCUUAACCACACUUUCAAAGUUCAUAAUACUCCAUACCAUAACCUCUCCGAACGCAUUGUUAUUGUGUUAAACUGAGUGUUCCAAGGAAGAAUAUGGGAAAUAUGAAGAAGGGUCUGGAUAUGACAGCGAGCGAGGAUAGCGGCGACGAGGAUGUGUCCAGUAGCAGCGAUGUCAGUAUGAGUGAUUCCGAUUCGGAUUCUGACUCUGGAUCAGAUGUGUCUCAGAGCGAGAUUGAUACUAUGGUAACACAGUAUGAUCAUGGUGAGGAAGAGGAAGAUGAAUUGAUAAAGGCUAUCAAGAAGGAACACACAAAGAAGAGGGAUCAUCCUCCAAUGAUAAAAUGUGAAGACCAUAUUGUCAAGAUUUCGUUUCAUCCAAAUGAGGAUUUGAUAGCAGCAGCCUUGAUAACAGGAGAUGUUCUUGUAUACAGAUAUGGAAAUGAGGAAAAUAAAUUGGAAUCUACUUUGGAGCUUCACGCUAAGGCUUGCAGGGAUAUAAGUUUCAGUGGAGAUGGAAAGUAUUUGCUUUCAGCAUCAAAAGACAAAUGUGUUGUGAUCUCUGACGUUGAGACUGAGCAAAUGGUUAGAGUUUAUGAGAAAGCACAUGAGAACCCGAUUAAUUGUGUUAGAGUCAUUGAUGAAAAUUUGUUUGCUACUGGUGAUGAUGAAGGUGUUAUAAAAUUAUGGGAUCAAAGGGAGAAUAAUCUUAAGCACAUAUUCAAGCUCAAAAAGAAUGAAGAUACCAUUACAGACAUUGUAACUCAUGAUGAAAAGAAAUAUAUGCUUUGCUCCAGUGCUGAUGGCACUUUAACCACAAUAGACUUGGCAGAGAGACAGUUCUUUGUGCAAUCUGAAGAAUAUGAAGAGGAUUUGACUGCUCUUGGUUUGUUUAAACAAGAAACUAAAUUGCUCGCAAGUACUUCGAGGGGCAAGCUACUUUUGUUUAAUUGGAACGAAUUUGGUCUGCAUAGCGAUAUGUUCCCAACGACUGAUACGAACAUCAACGCUUUAAUCCCGAUCACUGAAAAUAUCGUUGUCACAGCUUGCGACGAUGGCGUUUUAAGAGCUACACAUCUAUUCCCACAUCGACAUUUAGGUAUCGUCGGUCAACAUGAUUUGGUUAUAGAGAGCGUUGAUAUCUGCAAUAACGGAAAAUUCAUUGCAUCUAGUGGGCAUUUCAAUGACAUCAAAUUUUGGAACAUUCAAUAUUUCGAGGACUUUGAGAAGGUCGACAAGAAGAACACUAAGCGGAAAGAGUCGGAGAUGAAUCUGCCGUCGUCCAAACGUCAGAAUGUCGCUGAUUUCUUUAGUGAUUUAAGUUAAAUUAUUGUAUUUUUUAUUGUUCCCAUAUAAUUAUAUCAUUUUUGACAUAUCAAAUAGUGACA
Molecule: messenger RNA, 1396 nt
Organism: Nicrophorus vespilloides
Lineage: Eukaryota; Metazoa; Arthropoda; Insecta; Coleoptera; Silphidae
Product: WD repeat-containing protein 55 homolog
Exons: 3
Coding region: 105-1334 (409 amino acids)
Molecular function (GO): protein binding
Source: RefSeq, a predicted model, not a curated record